UGGAUUACUGUAUUGGGGCUGGAAAACUGCAAGCAAUAAAAGACCCUGCUAGAUCCGACCCAGCUUCAUGUUCAGGGACGACAUUUGGCUUCUGUCCAGAGAGAUAAGUGUGAUCGGAUGAAUGUGUCCUUGUUUUGCUCUGUUUUUUUAUGAGUACAUGAGGCAAGACAGGAUGUCCUAUCCUCUACAGCUCCAGUAGUGAAUGGACUUGAAGGGUUGUUCACGUCUGAAUGAAGGACCAGUUGUCUUAUAGGAUACCUCAAGGAAACUUUUUUUAAAAUUAAUUAACGGGAUGUUUGGUCAAUGAGACUUAAUUUUUGUUUUGUUUUGUUUUUUUUAAUGGUGAAUGCUCCCUGGAAUAUUUAACUUGAAACGUUUCUGUUUGCUGUGUUUGGGAUUUAUCUUGUUAUUUAAGCGUAUGUGCUGAACUGAUCUCUACUUGGCAGCUGAAACAUGGCACUUUAUGUAGAAGGUCUUUUGAAGAGAAGAGGACUUCCAGAUGAUGGUCUGAGUAAAGGAGUAGCCAACGGAGGGAUGGCUCAGUUCCAGGAAAUGAUGCGGCAGCAGCUGGAGAGCUCCAUGCACACUGAGCUGGAGAAACUGCUGGACACUGCCACAGGGGCAGAGAAAGAGGUGUCCAAGAAAGACUUUGAGGGCUUCAAGAAUCUUUUCCACAGAUUUCUGCAGGUGAAAGGGCCAUCAGUAGAGUGGAUCAAGAUACAAAGACCUCCAGAAGACUCGAUCCAGCCCUACGAUAAGAUCGCCGCCCGAGGCCUGCCGGACAGCGUAGCUGACAGCCUGAACAAACUUGUGGUGGUGAAACUGAACGGAGGCCUGGGCACCAGUAUGGGAUGCAAGGGCCCCAAGAGCCUGAUCAGCGUCCGCAAUGAGAACACCUUCCUGGACCUCACGGUGCAACAAAUAGAGCACUUGAACAAGACUUACAACACAGAUGUGCCCCUGGUCCUCAUGAACUCUUUCAACACAGAUGAAGACACAAAGAAGAUCUUGCAGAAGUACACACACCACCGCGUCAAGAUACACACCUUCAACCAGAGCAGGUAUCCUCGCAUCAACAAAGAGUCGCUCCUCCCUGUGUCAACAAACUUGAGUAUGACCGGGCAAAGCGCAGAAGGCUGGUACCCUCCAGGUCACGGCGACAUCUACGCCAGCUUCUACAACUCCGGCCUGUUGGACCAGCUGAUCGCUCAAGGAAAGGAGUACAUCUUUGUGUCCAACAUCGACAACCUGGGAGCCACCGUGGACCUCCACAUCCUGCACCACCUGGUCAGCCAGCCCAACGGCAAGCGAUGCGAGUUCAUCAUGGAGGUGACGGACAAGACGCGCGCUGACGUCAAGGGUGGAACGCUGAUCAAGUACGAUGGAAAACUGCGUCUGCUGGAGAUCGCCCAGGUGCCCAAGGCUCAUGUGGACGAGUUCAAAUCCGUUUCAAAGUUCAAGAUCUUCAACACCAACAACCUGUGGAUCUCUCUGGCCGCUAUCAAGAGGCUGCAGGAACAGAAGGCGAUGGACAUGGAGAUUAUAGUCAACCCCAAGACGCUUGACGGCGGGCAGAACGUCAUCCAGCUGGAGACGGCGGUCGGCGCCGCCAUCAAAUGCUUCGACAACGCCAUGGGCAUCAACGUCCCCCGCAGCCGCUUCCUGCCUGUAAAGACCACGUCCGACCUGCUGCUGGUCAUGUCCAACCUGUACAGCCUGGACGCCGGCUCGCUCACCAUGAGCCCCAAGAGAGAGUUCCCAACAACGCCGCACGUCAAACUGGGCAGCUCCUUCACCAAGGUUCAGGAGUAUCUGACCCGCUUCGAGAGCAUCCCUGACAUGCUGGAGCUCGACCACCUGACUGUGUCUGGAGACGUCACCUUUGGGAAAAACGUUUCGCUCAAGGGAACCGUCAUCAUCAUCGCCAACCACGGCGAUCGGAUCGAUAUUCCAGCCGGCUCCAUGCUCGAGAACAAGAUCGUAUCUGGUAACCUUCGCAUCCUGGACCACUGAGGCCUUUCUCACCCCUUCCAACUUCAGCCACCCGCCCUCAUCAUGUGACCCAGCUAGCUUUAUCCCAGUCAUGUGACCUGUUUGUCAUGUUUACCCGACACCAACAGAUUGUUAAGAGGAUGUCGCUUUCCCUUGAAGGCUGUGUGUGAUUGCAUGUGCAGUGCUACUCUGCAGUCCCAACAUUAGGAAGUAGUUUACAUGGUGGAAGAUGGGGGUGUACCGCCCUCUAGAGGCUGUUGAUAACAUAAUAUAAACCUCUAAUUGUAUUAAUAAUGAGCUAGUCAUGGCUGCCACUUUAAAAGAUUAUGAGCUCAGCACUAGCCUAUAAUGUAAGUAUAUUCAUGUUAGAGAGAAAACAACAAAUCAGAUUUAUUGUCUACUUUUCUUGAACUGUAAAGUAUAUUUAGGGAUACUAACAAGACAUCAAAGAACAAUCGUCAUCCUCAUUGUGCACUUAACAGCACUGCUAAUGCAAUCACAUUGUGUACUUACAUAAAGAGGUAAAGUCAUGGAUUGUAAAGCUAUGGAAGAGUUUUGGUUGUUUAUCUUAAGCACAGAGACUUCACUUUAGUACUUACUAUGGAUCCAAAAUGCAGCUGUUACAUGAAAGAAAUCACUGGAAUAAUGUGCAAUCAGUCAGUAAUCAGUCUAUCACAGGGUUCAUGCAUACAAAUACACAACCAUUUACACUCGCAGAGCAGUAUAAUAAUAAGAAGAAGAUAAAAUUAAUAAGUCAAAUAAAAAUAUAAUAAAUAAGUGUACCUCAGACAAAUUAACCCUUCUGAUCAAUUUUGCGUGAUCAUCCACCAGAAAUUGUUGCCACUGUGAAAAGCUUGUCUCACCAAAACUGUCAUAACAAAAUCAUGUUAUAUAAGGUUUCGGAUUUAUAAAUUUUUGCCCACUUGUGCAGAACAAGCUGUUAACACAGCGCUAAUACUGAUUAUCACAUUAUAAAGUUGAUAUUGCAAACAGUCGCCUAUUUACACAGACAAAGAGCAACAUUAGCAUUUACGUGGGGUCUUGUAUCUUCCCACCUGAUGAUUAUUAAUCCAAAAUUUACUCUACUUUUCAAGUCUUGAGAAAAAUAUCUGUCUCUUUACCUGCUAAACGCUCCGCCGUGUUCACCAGCUGGUUAUUGCAGUUUGGUGCAGAGCUGAAAGACAGUAAAAUGCUCUGUAGAGAAGAGAUGAACCGCAAAGUCGGGUGAUAAUUCUCUGUGAAACCUUCAACAUACGUGUAGUCAUUUGAGCUGUUGUUGAUAUAAAGAUACUGACUGGAGCAGCUUUCAGUUACAGGACAACAACAGUACAACAGGAAUUAGUGGAGCCUGAAGUGAAGUCUGUGCCAAGAAAUAAAUUGCUAAUAUUUUUCCAGAGCAAUGACAACUGUGACUUCCACUAAAUAGAGCGUAGAACAUACUUCCACUGGAUAUAUUUACACCUCCAGUGUCCAGAAUAACCUGAGAAGCUCCCAGGAGUUUGUGCCAUAGAGGAGAAACAAAACGUUACCCAUGUGAUGCCUAAACAACCUCUGUCUGCUUGUUGCUCUUGAGCUUUUUCAUGAUGUUCCUGUUUGAAGACUGUAAUGAUCAUAUCCAGGCAAGAUCACAAUGUCAUGAAAUGUAUGUAAUAACUGAAAUUAUAUCGCUUUAAAUUGAAGGCCUUUCUUUUUUGUACAGUCCCUGUAUGAUGUUGGAAAAUAUCACAGUGUUGUGCGUUAUUUUCUGUUUUUAUCCAGUAUGUGUGCUCACAUGUUUUAUGAAACCUGAUGCCUCCAUUUCGGUGUCAAACCUCUCCUGUUGCCUCUGUCCAUCCCGCCAUCCAGCAUUAACUCUUCACACAAAGCAAGACAGGAGGUGCAAUAUUAUCUGCAGUGUUGGUUUUACACACAUACAUACACACACACACACACAGACACAGAGUCAGCAUUUUUAAAACAUGCACACAAAGUUUCAGUGUGAGAAUACUUGAGUUGGGUCUGACAUAUUUGCGGACCAGGAGCCUGAAAGCAAUAAGUGUUGAUCUGUGACAGUGACGAGGUCUCAGCCCAGUUCUGCCUCCUCAGAGCUGAAUAAAGUGCAAUAUGAAAUACUGAA
This is a messenger RNA of Thunnus maccoyii (southern bluefin tuna), 4108 nucleotides long. It is a transcript of the gene ugp2b, whose product is annotated as UDP-glucose pyrophosphorylase 2b. The transcript is spliced from 11 exons. Gene Ontology annotation, cellular component: cytoplasm. Gene Ontology annotation, biological process: UDP-alpha-D-glucose metabolic process; glycogen metabolic process. The coding region runs from base 454 to 2013 and encodes 519 amino acids. NCBI's taxonomy places the organism in Eukaryota, Metazoa, Chordata, Actinopteri, Scombriformes, Scombridae. The record is from RefSeq and is a predicted model, not a curated record. Gene Ontology annotation, molecular function: UTP:glucose-1-phosphate uridylyltransferase activity.